Pistacia vera is the source of this 900-nucleotide messenger RNA. RefSeq names its product mitochondrial import inner membrane translocase subunit TIM22-4. Lineage: Eukaryota; Viridiplantae; Streptophyta; Magnoliopsida; Sapindales; Anacardiaceae. Bases 159 to 674 code for a protein of 171 amino acids. Gene Ontology annotation, biological process: protein insertion into mitochondrial inner membrane. Gene Ontology annotation, cellular component: TIM22 mitochondrial import inner membrane insertion complex. The transcript is spliced from 4 exons. The record is from RefSeq and is a predicted model, not a curated record. Gene Ontology annotation, molecular function: transmembrane protein transporter activity.
AUUGGAGUGUUCAAUGGGCGGCUAAACCUCAAAACCCCCAAAACCCUCUUGCUUGAUAUCCAAGUAUAAUAUUGGGAUUUAUAUGGCCGUUCUGAUUGUUUGAAAUCACACAUCUUUCAUAAAUUUUAGUUUUUUUUUCUUCUUCCUCCAAUCAAAAGAUGGCUUCUUCACAUCCUGAUGCUGAAUCUGACAACGGUUCUUCGGUUUCAAAAGAGCCAGAUAAGCCUCAAUAUGAGGCAUUUAGAAUGCCCACAACGGAGGAGAUUCGCGCGCAAGAAGUUUGGAAUAACUGUGCUGUUCGUAGUGUUGUCAGUGGAGUCAUGGGGGGUGGUCUGGGGUUUGCCAUGGGUAUCUUUUUAGGUGCACUAGAUAAUCCAAUAAUGCAAGAAGAAAUGACUGGUAGGCAGCAAUUUAUGUACACUAUGAGGCAAAUGGGGCAAAGAAGCUGGAGUUCAGCCAAAACAUUUGCAGUCAUGGGCUUGGUUUUCUCUGCUGCUGAGUGUGUUAUUGAGAAGGCACGGGCAAAACACGACACCACCAAUACGGUUGUUGCGGGGUGUGUGACUGGAGGUACAAUGUCGGCAAAAGGUGGGCCAAAAGCUGCAUGUGUCGGUUGUGCUGGUUUCGCCGCAUUUUCGGUUGUGAUAGAGAAGUUUUUAGAUAGACAUACUUGAGUGGAUGAUGUACUAUGUACCAUUUUUGCAAAGCAUCCAUUUAUCCAGGCUUUGGAGAUUAUUAGCGAUUGCUAGCAUGCGAGAUUUACAGUUUCCCUUUUGUUAUCUACAAACCUCAUUUUAAUACCAUCCCUCGUAAUAAUGAAGGGAUGUAUCAUUGAAACCAUAGUUUAUUAUUGCUCUUGUACCAUUACCAUUCUUUAUCCAUUACAGUUUCAGUAGUCAA